Pieris napi is the source of this 4474-nucleotide messenger RNA. RefSeq lists its product as uncharacterized. Gene Ontology annotation, cellular component: membrane. The record is from RefSeq and is a predicted model, not a curated record. Bases 319 to 2274 code for a protein of 651 amino acids. The transcript is spliced from 13 exons. NCBI's taxonomy places the organism in Eukaryota, Metazoa, Arthropoda, Insecta, Lepidoptera, Pieridae.
CACUGAAUAAGGUGUUCACUGUUCACUGUUCAGUGUUCACUGGCUUGGAAGGAGAAGGGCUCGAACUAGGCAUUGUACGGCCGCGGAGCUUCUCACUCCUUAUUAUAUUAAUGUACUCUUGCUAUAAUUCUGGAACAAAUGAAAAAAUCCAAAACGUAUGACCAAUAAUUUUCUCCUUUCUGGCAAAGUGGGAUUACACAGAGAAAGAUUCUUGUUCCGCUUGCCACUGACGAACAUUUAUCGAUUUGAACAUAUUAAUUGAGAAAAAUCGUAUAUUUUCUUAGGCGAAUAAAAAUGCUAACUUGAUUUCAAUAUAAAAUGUUGGGGAAGGCUGUGUUGUGCUUAGUGGCUGCUAUACUUGAACAUAGUACAGCAGUACAAGGUGAGUGCACUGAUUUACACGGACGAACAGUGACUAAUGGCUUGCAUUACAUCCCCGGUCCGGAUACUUGUACACUUUGCAUUUGUGAUAAUGGCUUGCCCAGGGUAUGCAAAGCAGUUUUAUGUUCGCCACCACAGGACUGCCGUUCCUUUCGUGUUGGAAGCACUUGUUGUGAAUUCAUUUGCUUGGAUGAUGUUGUAAAGCCUUCAGAAACCCAUGAAGCUAAUUUUAGACUUGUGGGUGGGGGUGUCGGGGGAAUAGUUUUGAUCACUAUUGCCCUUUCAGUUUAUAGAGUUCGGAAACAGAAAAGACGUCGCCCUCCACAUAUUGAUGAUAGAGGAAGUUUAACUAGUAUUGGGUACAUAAGUGGUAGUAUGGGCUGUAUGGGUGGAGCUUGUGAGCCAGUGGCAGGUGCAUGGAAACCUCCAGGUCAUUAUUUACCUCGAGGUGAAGCACCACCUCCCUAUGAAGAGGCCAUGGCACAGUGUCGCUCAGAUCAGAUACGAUUCGGUGAUCCAAUAAUGCGGUCAGCAUAUUCUAAUAACUUAGAGCCCAUUGCAAGAUCUGAAGAUUCCAUGCAGUGUGUCGGACAUGGAUAUGUAAAUCUCACACGGCCUGUUUCUCAGCUGCCCAACACUCAGAGCUGCUUCACAGCUCCCUUACUUCAGCCGGUACAUGCCCCAGAAGCAAGAGACAGUAACAUCAUAUCGCAUCACCCUUUGGCUCCGCCUAUUGGCAGAGGACUGUUUCGUCUGACUGGAUCUUUGGGUACGAUAAGCAAUCGUGCGUUGAGUCUGGCGCGUGAAGACCACGACCGAGAGAGGCCUCAUAACGUUCCCGGCUUUUACACCACACACACUGCGCUUCACCGUACAAUCCCGCGAAUAUCGACGGCCAGUGAGACGAGCGCAGUGGAAUGUUUCACCCGGGGGGAGCGAGCUUGUGGAGAUGUGCGACGAUCCUUCCAUCGACCCGAGCCACCCAGGGAUCGCCAUGAACGGAUUGACCGGAUUGAUAGACAGACACACGCACACCCUAGGAGUGUGCCCAGGAAUCUUAAUAUCGCCUCCACUACUGACACCGAAAUAAAUUUAGACGACACUGUGAGUGUCAAAUCUGGAGGCCGAUCUCGUGCGCACAGUGAAGAACAAGUGGUCUCUGAACGUGGAAAAGCAAGACCAGCACCGCCCCCGCCGCUGCACGCGCAGCCUGUUCAACCGCCACCCCCAUCCUAUGCUACUUCAAUUUCCCAUGUAGCUCUGAGUUCCCAUGCACCGCCCACUUCGCAUGCUCCGCCGACAUCCCAGGCACAGGCAAAUACCCAUGCACCGUCAAAUAUCCAUGCCCCACCAACUAUCCAUGCUCCGCCAACUGUCCAUGCCCUGCCAACUGUCCAUGCCCCGCCAAAUAUCAUUGCACCGCCAAACUCCCAUGCCUCGCCAAUUUCUCAUGGCCCUAUUCAGCCGACAGAGGCGACUCCGAUAACGAGUGCUUUGGCUCCACAAAGUACUUUGCCGCUAACUGUGGAUAAGCCGUCGUGCGGAUGCAGCUACUCGGGUCGGGCAGGGCGGGGUGCGGGGGAGGAAGAAGCGGACGACUACCGCAGCGAGUGUGAGAACUGCAAGGCCACGGCCGACACUGGAUGGGAGGAGCCCCCCGAAGGCUGGGGCUGCGGCACCCAGACUCUGCAGCGCCGAGCCCCGCCUCCCGCGCCCCCGCCUCCGCACACCGCGACUCUGCCGCAGCCUGUCACUAGGCACGAGUAUAUAAAUAUUACUAUUGUAGACGACCGAUGGGCCAGCCGUCGAACUGGGAGAACUGGUUCAAUACCAUACCGGAUUCGGAUACAGAAUCGGACGAAGAUUAAUUUAAUUUCCCUACUUCGAAUUUAAUUGUUAUGAACGAAUUUAUUUGUUUUUUGUUGUAACAAAAGUACAAAAGAUUUAUUUUAAAUCGAUUGGUUAAAUGUUUCUCGCACAAAUUUUUUGAUUAUUUACAUUGAUGUUGACUUAAUUAGUUUUUAAUUGUUUAACACAAAGUGUUUUUUUGUUUUAUUUAUAUGGAUAUCACAAUGUUUACCAAAGAGUUUAUAUGACAUUUUUAUUUGUUUAUUUAAUAUGAAAUUUGAUAGCCAUUUAUUUUAUUCUUAUUGAUGAAAAAAUAUGUAAAAUGUUGUGAUCAAAUAGCGAAUCCUACUGCCAAUUUUUCCCGCUAGAGGCGCUAGCCAUAGAAUAUAUUUUAUCGUAUUACUAAUCAGCUCUUAUAGAGAAAAUCACUGUCAAUAUUGAUGAAGUAUUAACGCUAAAGAGAAAAUAAUAAUAAGCAGAAUAAAGUGGCGCCCUCUAGCUUUACCUUUAAGUAACCUUAUUCUAGAUAUUCUGUGUUGAUAGAGAAAGUAACACCAAACAUAUUUGCAUAUUGUCCAUAAGUAUCACGUUUGCAUUAUUAAUUAUUCAAAAUAUGUAAACUAAAUUUAAUAAUUUAUGGUAUUUAAGUGCCAAAUCAGAAAAUUUAUAGAUGUUUUGUAGUGCAGCGAGCCAGUUCGCCCGCGAGUAGAAGAGCGUCAUCGACGACGUCUCAACCAGACAUGUUUACGCCACUCAUGACGUCACGGUCCACGGACCAUACGAUGCGUCAUUAGAGACCACCCGUUACUAUGAACGUAGCCAGCGAACUCGCUCGCUACAGUAGUUUUCCCUAAAUAACAUAUUUUUGAUGUGAAAUAGCUCAGAGAAAUAUUUUAUUAAAUUAGAUUAACAAUUCCAUAUAAUAGACAACAGUAUUAAGAGGCUAUUUUUUCGUAUAUAGAUUAGGAAAGUUCACAAAUUUUUAGCUUUUCAAAUAUAAUAUUUUCAGGGUUUAUUCCUUUUGAAUACAUAUUUAAUGUGCUCUCUAUAGUAUAGAUUACGAAGGUAAUCUUGAGCUCCGGAUUCGAAUCUAUUUCGGAGGCCCUAGCACGAACGUUACAUUAUUUUCGUAUACGUAUACGUACAUUUAUCGCUAACGUAUACGAAUGGGUCGCUCAAGAUUUCUAUACAAAAUAUCUUUUACGGUAACUAUAAGAUUUUACGUAUUGUUCGUGUGAGGGUAGUUAAUGCGUAAUGCCGAUAUAUUAAACUAAUGUUUAAAUUAAAAUUUCUUUAGAUUAGGUUUUGGGCAUGUUAAAAGGGUAGAAAAUAGCAAUACUUUUCUGAAAUUAAUUAUACUACCUAUAUAAUGUUACUUUUUAAUCGUCUAAUCGUGUUUACUUGUCUUUGUGCAAGAUUAUUAUCGACGUAUUAUCGCGAAUUCACAGAAUUUCUGAAGAAUUGUGAUAAGAUUCACUAAUUAAAUAUUAUAAGCGUUGUUCAUCUUUAUCUAUAAAUAAUUAAUGUCUUUAUAGUGAUAUUUUUAUCUUUGAUGUUUAGUAUUUAAAGAAAUUAUUAUCAAGGAAGAGGUAGGUUUGUCAUGAUAGGGUAUUUAUUACACUAUAUUUUCAGUUAAUUUUUAUUUUGUACAAAAAAUUUCUCGCCAAAAGACGCCAUUAAAAUCAUAUUACAAUUGAAAUCAUUACGUGUUUUUGUGUCGGUACUAUGUCACUUUCAAUAGAGAAUAGCGAUAGCGAUCUCGAGUUCGAAAUUGGGUUUUGACGUUACUUUUAAUAACCAUAGCGCUGAUAUUGCUCAGUAUCGAGAGAUACAAAAAUUAAACAUUGAAGAUCAAAUCGCUAUCGCUAUUGGCAAAAGUACUGACGUAGAUUAAAAAUAGUAAAUUUUCAUAAUCUAUUUAAUUCAUUGCAAUUAUUAAAAUCGGCUGCUUAUACCAGAAGAUCCAUUGAUUUAAGUUUUAUAAGGAUAAUACCCUAUCAUUGUAUGACUCGACCGAUAAAUACAGACGAAAAGCGAUAAAAGUUCUUAAUACGAUAAAAUGAGAACAGAUAAAGUACUAAUUAUAAUAUUACCCACCAAUAAGCAUUCCAAUAUUGUUUUAAUAUAAGGGUUAUUGUAUUUAUUGACUAUUAGGGAGAUGUAAUGUUCCAACUUUGUGAUUUGCCUGAAGGCGCUAUCAGUAUUAUAGGCAUUUCCGAACCAAAUAAAUAAAAACCGAAUUGAA